GAAUAGUGAUAUUUUUAUUCUAGUCGUAAGUAACAUAAACGAAACACGUAAAUUUAUGUUGAGCGGAGCUGCGUUGGUUCCUCCCCUCGGUGUUUCAAUUUCUUCUUACAUGGGCAACGGCUCUUUUAUGGCAAAUUCUGGGAUCUCAAAUAAAUUAUCUGUUAAUUGUCGUCAAGUACUGUUCUUCUAAGAAAUCUCAACAGAACGAUGCUGUUUUCCUCCCUUCCUUACAGGAAUUUGAUACUACAGGCUUUGCUAUGUCUCACAAUCUCUUUCAUCCUCACCUACCUCCAGAUCCCCAUUAGAGUCCUCCAAGGCCUCUUCACUUACAUUCACCCGGACAAUGUCGGCCAUGGCAACAAUCAAUCCGGCGUCAGAGCUGCGAUUCGAAGGCCUCAAAGCUCCGAUUCAUCGCGUUCGCUUGAUGGGUAUCAGCAUCUUUCCUCCAAAGGAAACUCGGAGCUGAAAAAUAGGAGCAGAUCCAAGCAAAAGUUCGAAUUCGAUGAAGACAAAGCCCAGAUCUUCAGGUUAAAGCUCGAUGAGGCCCAUCUCCAAACCCGGGUCUAUUUCGACGAGUAUCGUUAUGCUUUCAUUUAUUCAAUUGCGGCCAUUUCUUGUCUUUUGCUUCAUCAUUUCUUAGAUGUAUCGGAGGAUUCUGGAAUUUUGGAGAAUGGAGUUUUGGUUCCGGUUUUGUUAGGGUUUUUGGGCAUUUUUAAGGUGUUUGUGUCGCUUGCGAAGGUGUCUUUCGAAAGAUCCGCAUCGAAGAGGUCCGAGAAGCGAUUGAGUGUUGUUGUUGGGGUUUUAGGGUUUUUGUUAGGGCUUAUGAUUUGUAUGGGCAUUUUUGCUUCGGUUUUUGAUUUUGAAUUUGGAUCAAUUGACGGCGUUGGGAGGUUGUUUCUUGCUGUUUUCACUGGUUGCGUUGCUGGGUUUUUGUACAUGCCCGCAGGAAAGUUUGUGCGGUCAUUUUGGCUUGGAACGGAUCAGCUCCGUUGGAAUUUGUCGAUUUUUUCUUGUGGGUGGAUUGCCCGGAUGCUUCUUUACGCUAAUUAUUUGUUAUCUACAUUCACUUCAUUGCUUUGGAUUAACCCAUUGGCAGAAAUUCUGGUUAACAAGAACAUUCAUCAGAAUAAAGGGAAUGGAGAGAACCUGGUUGGGCAUGUGGGUAUGCCUCAGUCUGAUUUUGUUCAGUUUCGGGUUUGGUGCUUGUUGGUCUCUGGUCUCUUGCAGAUUAUGGUCAUACGCCCAAACCUGCAAAUGUAUUUGAACGAAGCAGUAUUGUCUUGGUACCAAAGGUUGCAUGCUAGCAAGGUUCCGGACUUGGACUAUAGUAGGGCAAAAGUUUUCUUGCACAAUCACUACUUGUGUCUUGCAGUUCUACAGUUUUUUGGACCACCAGUUUUGAUGCUUCUCUUUCUUGCCUUGUCUCAAAUCGACGGUAAAAUGAUUGGAAAUAUCAAAUUUCUGUGUGGCUUGCUUCCUUGCUCUGUUUUUACUAAAGAAGUGGCUUUAUUCCUGGCUUGGUGGGUUGUUUUUGCAAUGUCCAUAUUUACUUCAGUAAGCCUUGCUCUGUAUCGACGUGGCAUUUGGUAUGUUUCAUGAAGACUUUGCUGUUUUUGUGUUGUCCAUUGAUAUCCACCCAAUUUUGGAGGAGUUCUGUGCUUCUAAUGCUCCCCUUACACUUUGUUUGAUUAGUUACUUGGAAUUUUUGUGUGAGACCUACUAUUUUUAGAGAUCUUAUUCUUGAAUUUUUAUGUCAAUUUUGGUAGCUGUAUUUAGUUCUUGUUGUAACUAACUUAAGGUUUAGAAGGAUGACAGGGGGGUUCUUUUGCUGUCUAAGUUUUCAUCUAUGAGAAAGUGAAGGAUAAGACUACAUUUCUGAUUCUUAAGCUUGUUUUUGUUCAUAGUCAUGAAUAAGUAAACAGAGUUUGGAAGAUGAA
Messenger RNA from Malania oleifera, 1937 nucleotides. RefSeq lists its product as uncharacterized. The record is from RefSeq and is a predicted model, not a curated record. The transcript has a single exon. The coding region runs from base 208 to 1599 and encodes 463 amino acids. Lineage: Eukaryota; Viridiplantae; Streptophyta; Magnoliopsida; Santalales; Ximeniaceae.